UGGCCGCGCGUCCCGGGGGCCCGGGUGCGCGCGGGGGCGGCGGGGUCGCGGCGCGGCCCCCCCCACCCCGCCCGCAGCGGCGCUCUAUUUUUAGCAGGCGCUGUUGCAAUAUAAGGAAUGCGCGGCGCGCCAGGCGCUCGGGGCGCGCGCGGGCUGCGCGGUCGCUUUAAGGAGGCGCCGGGGCGGGGACGGGCCGGAGCGGCCGGAGGGCCGGCGGGCCGGGAGCCGCCAGUCCGGCUGCAGUGGGGCCGGGCGGGCGCGGCGCUGCCUCCUCGGCCGCGCGAGCAUGGAGGCGGCGGCCUGAGGGCCGGAGCCGAGCCGGGGCUAGAGCGCGCGGUGAGUGGUCGCAGCCGCCGAGGCGGGGAGGGGGCCCGGCGCUUUGUUCCGGGCGGGAGGUGUGGCCGCCCCCCGGGCCCUGCGGCGCUCCCCACGCGCGGCGUGAGCCCUGGGACUGGCGGGGAGUGGCCUUUUGCUCCCACCGCAGGCUCCGGCAUAACGCUGUGCGAGCGAGAAAUCCGCCACAAUAGAGACCCCAGUGGGGAGGGCCUGUCCGCCGCCCAGAGAGCCCCUUUCACGGAACCGCCCUAGGAUUUCUGGUCUGCCUGGGUCUGACCUAUCAGAAACAUGGCAACCAGUGCCGUCCCCAGUGACAACCUCCCCACGUACAAGCUGGUGGUGGUGGGAGAUGGGGGUGUGGGCAAGAGCGCCCUCACCAUCCAGUUUUUCCAGAAGAUCUUUGUGCCUGACUAUGACCCGACCAUCGAAGACUCCUACCUGAAACAUACGGAGAUUGACAAUCAAUGGGCCAUCCUGGACGUUCUGGACACAGCCGGGCAGGAGGAGUUCAGCGCCAUGCGGGAGCAGUACAUGCGCACAGGGGACGGCUUCCUCAUCGUCUACUCGGUGACAGACAAGGCCAGCUUCGAGCACGUGGACCGCUUCCACCAGCUCAUCCUGCGCGUCAAGGACAGAGAGUCAUUUCCGAUGAUCCUCGUGGCCAACAAGGUCGAUCUGAUGCAUUUGAGGAAAAUCACCAGGGAACAAGGAAAAGAAAUGGCAACCAAACACAAUAUUCCGUACAUAGAAACCAGUGCCAAGGACCCACCUCUCAACGUCGACAAAGCCUUCCAUGACCUGGUGAGGGUAAUUAGGCAACAGAUUCCGGAAAAGAGCCAGAAGAAGAAGAAGAAAACCAAAUGGCGGGGAGACCGGGCCACCGGCACCCACAAACUGCAGUGCGUGAUAUUGUGACGGGCCUGAGACCCUGGCCACAGUGACCGUGAACUGGCCGGCCCUCGGGACCCUCCACUGCCUAACCGCACUGAAAACCAUUUCUAACCAUGACCCUUGGCCCGAGGACCUGGCACGGGAAGGGAGAAAGGGAGGGUGGGCAGGAAGGAGAUAUGCUCCGGCUUUGCCAAAAGGGCACAGGCUUUCCCGUGGCUCGUAAGAGACCGGGAAGCAACGCUAAACAGAAGCAGCACCCAAGCCCCUCGAGUUGAUUCAACCCGGUUCCUCCCCGUCUCUCUCAGUGGCUACGUUGUUUCUUUGAAGUACACAGUAUUGAUUUGACAUUGAAGGGUGUACCUCAGACAAAGUACCAAACAAGCCAUGAUCAAUUCCCCGCCGGCUCCAGCCUCCAACCCAAAGUGUCUGAGCUUGGGUGUCUUUUUUAGAUUUUUAAAUUAUUUUAGUGAUUAUUAUUUUAUUAAAGGGGUCUGUGCCCACUGACUGGUGGAGCUUUAAGUCUUCAGCAGGCCUCUCUGAGAACAUGUCUGGAAUAUUGUUGUUGUUGUUGUUGUUGUUUUUAACUGAGUUUUCCCAGCAGUGCCAAAACUCAGCUCAACAUGGAAGUGGAGGGACUGAGAGCCUGGAAGUUAACGAGGACUGUGGCUGGAGGCCUCAGGAUGAACACCCCACUCGUAGCCUCCAAGCUGGAGAGAAGAGAGAUGCAUUCACCCAGAAGGUUCUGCUGUGUUUGAGGGUGUAGGUAUUAGGAAAUGGAAUUUUAUUUUGCUGAGCGGAGAGGCUGGCACAGGCGUGUCAGUUUUAAGAAGGUUUUUUCUUAUCCUUUUUAAAUGUAUAAAUUAAGCUGAUUGGCUUUGCAGAGGGGUUCGUUUACUUUUCAGAUAGUGCAGAUUCCAUUCUGUGCUCUGAGGGCUCUCCCGAAUCUGUCUCUUCCCGCUUUCUCACGGCCUGUGCUGCCUGGUGCCUCUCGGAUACAGACACACUGACAUGGGCAUGUACGUUUCAACACGUCACAGUGAGCUCAUGUGGGAGCCAUCCAGAAAACUCGAGUUCGUGCUGAAUCUUAACCAAAAACGAUCCAAUACUGUUAUUACUAAAACAGCAGCAAGACCUGAAGCCAUUUUCCCUUUCAGUCCACUGACUGACUACUACUUCUUAAAGCCCAGUAAAUGAGCAAACCCCUCGAAGCAUUUGCAAACUUAAGAUUCGCUUGCCUUCCUGGCACACACUUUUCUUAACCUCUCGGAUCUUAACUAUAACGUAUAAUUAAAGGAGAAAGGAGGAUUGGGGUGAUGCCAUGGCUCCCAUACACCUAUGUCUGCAAGGGGACACUCCCCCAGCAUCCUGACAAUGCCACUUCCCUCUCGGGUGCUUCUGAGUGAUUCAAAGGCUGGGUUUUCCCAGCCAGGGUGCUUGGAGAGACAGCAAGAACAGCAGCGCACCGCUGAGAGGAGGUCGAAAGACCAGGUAGCACAGCUAACGACCUUCUUUCCCCUGUGAUACAAGUCAGAUCACUAGGCAAACUAGAACAGCCCCAGCAGGUGGCCUGGCCACUCUGUGGAGGAAGAAACCCUGGGAAAGUGAGCACCCAACUGGACAUGAGACACCUGGAUUCUUCUCUGGUUUUCAAAGUGUGCUGAGUUCCUAACUCAGCAAGAUCACCAGCCCCAGGGGCCCACCUGAGGCAUGAUUCUGUGUAGAAUGAAAUAAUUGGGACUUUUGUUAAUUAGAAAAUCAAACUCCUUUAUUUGUCUAAAGGGGCCUUUUUGGCCUGACCCUAAAAGGAAAGAUAACAAAGAGCGUUCCAGAUGGAGCACUUCAGAGUGUCCCAAGAUCCUGUAGUGUGAAUGGACAUUUUAAACACUAACAGAACAAGGCUCUUUCCAGCCCUUAUGCUCCUCUGAGCCGAGUCCGCAGCAGCCCCGUGUGCGGACGAGACGAGGAGGCGGCAGCAAGAUGGGGGGAAGAAGUAAGGACGGAGAUGCUCCGUGGCGAAGGGGUGGUGGGCAGCGGCCGCUGCUGGAAAACUAGCGGGCACGGACCACCUCUAGCAUGCCCCUGCCCCCUGCCCUCUGCGGAUCCUGUGACUCCACGGCUGCCCUGAGUGGGGGGUCCCAUUGGAAGCUGAUCGGCUGACAUAGAAUGAAUUCCUUAGCCACGAAGGUCACCAGACAAAGGGGUUCCAUCUGCUUCUGAUCCCAGCAGUGCUCCUGCCCACCUGGCCCCAUCUUCCAGAACAUCCUUCCUGCAGUCAGCCCACAACUCAGCUCCGUUCUUCAAGGGGGAAACUGGUUAAGGAAAGGCCGCCUGCUGCUGAGUCUGGGGUCAGCCUUCAUUGUCCGUGACCUCGUGUUGCCCACAGAUAAAUAACACUUUUAAAAGACAGGUCUGUGUUUUAGAGAACUGUGGGCCCUUAUGGCAGUGAGGGCUUCCAGAUAGGCCAGAAUGGAGUGUACCCUGGGGCAUCCCCAGCACAGUACCUCUCCAUGGCCACAUGGCAGAGUCUGUCGGAACAUCAGGUGGCCAUGCUACUCUGUGACUGAGGAGCCCAUUGGGGCUCAUCUUUGGUGAAAUUUUCGUGUUUCCGCUGGUUCUCCAGACCACCUGAAUAGUGCUACCUUUACAUCUGGAAUACACCCUUCCUGAACCUCCCCACCCCAUGCCUUUGCCCCUGUGUGCUCUCAGAUUUCCUCCUAAAAUUUUGACAACCCCAAUUAGAGGGCUACUUUUCUCUCCAGCAGGUAAUCUUAGCCAUCUUCCCGACCCCUAUAGCCUGGGGCUCUGGCUACUGGCUUCUCCUGUACUUUGCCACACGGGGGUCACUUGGAUGGCUUUUCUUAGGACUUGGACCCCACCUCGUGUUGCUUGCUGUGGAGAGUGCCUGGGAGCCGAGUGUGGCCUGUCUCACUUUGCCAAGAGAUGUGACCCACGAACACAUGGCAGCUCUGACCCAAAGGCCCCUCAGACACGUGACAGUCAAUCUGGAGCCACAGACAGAGUCCUUCCAUUAGCAGCCCAUUGGGUUAGAAAUUCCAUGUUGGGUUUACUUAGAACAAAAGAUACUUGAAUUGUUGAGCGCCCAUGAGCGCACAGCUUCUGCUACCCAGUAUUACCGGAUGGCCAUUGUUGUGACAGGAGAGUGAUGCCUGAGGGUCUUGACGAUGCUUGAGCCUUUUAUGUAACUUUUUAUCAAGUCUUUGUGUAGCUCAACCCAUUAAUAAAGAAAAGAAGAGCA
Molecule: messenger RNA, 4483 nt
Organism: Leopardus geoffroyi (Geoffroy's cat)
Lineage: Eukaryota; Metazoa; Chordata; Mammalia; Carnivora; Felidae
Gene: MRAS
Product: muscle RAS oncogene homolog
Exons: 6
Coding region: 625-1251 (208 amino acids)
Biological process (GO): signal transduction
Cellular component (GO): plasma membrane
Molecular function (GO): GTP binding; GTPase activity; GDP binding
Source: RefSeq, a predicted model, not a curated record